AUGAAAGCAUGUUAUCGAACCAAAAUAAGGAACUGCCAAAAUUAAUAGCCCCUCAGGCAGAUGAUUGGAAAUUCAAGAUUUCAUACAGAACAGUCGCUGUUACGAGUUUUCUGCAUUUGUCAGCGUUAUACGGACUUUAUUUGAGCUACACAUCAGCUUAUUGGGCUACUUUAGUUUUUGACCUUGUCCUAUUGGAAGCCAGUAUGCUCGGCCUGAUGGCAGGAGCCCACCGCCUCUGGGCCCACAGGAGCUACAAAGCCACCCUCCCUCUGCAGACCAUCCUCAUGCUAUUCCAAUCAUUAGCAGGCCAGUACACCGCCCUCAACUGGGCCAAAGACCACCGGCUCCACCACAAACAUAGCGACACUGAUGCAGACCCCCAUAACGCUGCGAGAGGUUUCUUCUUCUCUCAUGUGGGCUGGUUCCUGGUCCAUAAGCAUCCGGAGGUAAAGAGACGGGGAGCCAGCAUAGACUUGUCUGAUUUGAUGCGCAAUCCUGUGCUGGUGUUUCAGAAAAAAUAUGGCUUCUACAUCAUCACCCUGUUCACCUACGUUCUCCCCACCCUUUGCCCGAUGUUCUGGGGGGAGACCUUCAACACCGCCUUCCAUGUCAACAACCUCCGCACCAUGUUGUGUCUUAACUUCGUCUCUCUCAUCAACAGUGCCUCUCAUGCGAUCGGAAAAAGACCUUACGAUAAAGAAGUCCUGGCUACGGAAAACAUGGCAGUGAACCUAGCCACUCUUGGCGAAGGAUUCCAUAACUAUCACCACGUUUUCCCGUGGGACUAUAGGGCUGCUGAGUUAGUUAGUAAGCUUAACUGGACAGCAGCGUUUAUAGAGUUCUUUGCGUGGAUCGGAUGGGCGUAUGACUUGAAGACAGUGGAGAAUGGUGUGGUUGUCAAAAGAGCUAAGAGGUGUGGAGACGGGACUUAUGAAAAACCGAAAUUGGGUGCGAGGCGGUAA
Messenger RNA from Cydia splendana, 962 nucleotides. Its product is annotated as acyl-CoA Delta(11) desaturase-like. The coding region runs from base 9 to 962 and encodes 317 amino acids. The record is from RefSeq and is a predicted model, not a curated record. Gene Ontology annotation, molecular function: iron ion binding; stearoyl-CoA 9-desaturase activity. Gene Ontology annotation, biological process: unsaturated fatty acid biosynthetic process. The transcript has 3 exons. Gene Ontology annotation, cellular component: endoplasmic reticulum membrane. NCBI's taxonomy places the organism in Eukaryota, Metazoa, Arthropoda, Insecta, Lepidoptera, Tortricidae.